AUGGAUAAGAACGUGUCAAAAGCUACCACAGAAUGUGCAAACAAGAUCAUGGAGUGGGUGAAACAGGGAGGAAUCCCUCGUCAGAGUUCAUCCCGAUCCUGUGGCAAGAGGGCCAGCGCUUGGAAUGAGACAAAGCAUGUAAAAUCUGCGAGGGGUCAAACCUUGCUCGGAAUCGGCAUGCAGCAUCUUGCUUCGUGCAAGGACACCUGUCAUGGAGCUUGUCAAAGGAUCUUGACAAUGCUGGGUCGAAACUCCUCAAUCGAUGGAAAGCAAGAAAUACAUUUCACGAGAAUUCAAGAUUUGUUUCAACACCUUGGGGCAACAGCGAAUGUGUGUGGAUGCCUUCUCUUUACAAAAGAAGCUGUCACUUCAAUCAUGAACAUUCGAAUCGGGAAAAAAGUUUCCAAGAUCGCCGCAUUUGUAACCAACGCGAACUUUGAUUCAGGUGGCGGGGAUGGAUAUGCGGGAUGUCACGUCAAGGUCCUAAUUGACAUCGCACGCUGCAAAGAUUUAUCGAUGACGCUCUCUAGCUUGACGCAUGAAGAGUUGUUGAACAGCGUCUUCUUCGUUCAGCUCCAUGGGGCUUAUGUUGACCUCCAACAGAACGAAGACAUCGUCCUCAGCACGAGAUCCAACACCGUGUGCAUCAUCGCAUUAGACAAGAGCAAUGCAAUCCAUCAUCGUCGAAACAAAUCCAAGACACCUCCUGCAGACCCUCAAGAAACGAACAAGCACCUUUGCGACCUGCUGGGAAGCGGUUGCAGGGCGCGUGUGUGCGAAAGAAUUCAGAUCCAUGACUUGAGAUUUCUGUUGGAAGAUGGAAGCGAAAGGCAGAUGAAUGACAUAAAAUGCUUGCAUGAAGUCAGAGAAUUUCUUGUGCUGUCCUGCGCCAGUUGCCUUCGAGCAGUUUUCCCCAAUCACGACGGGAGUACUUUCUGCCAACAUUGUCCCUUCCCUGAUGCUGACAAGAAUCAAAAGGUUUUCACCCACACCUGGUGUGGAGCGUUUGUCGACUUCUCCUCUGGAAGUGUUAGAACGACGGCCGUCAUGCACGACAAGGCAAUCAAUCAAAUGUUCGGAAACAUCUCGGCAGAGGAUGUCUUCUACGAGACUGAGAAUGUCGAAGAGAUGGAUGGGCGAGUCUUGAGCCUGGCUGUCUUGUCUUGCUGUCUAUCUCUGACAGCUCGGACUGAGGACGAAGCUCCGACCAUCCUUGUUACUCUUGACUUGAGGGAGUCGACUGAUCCUAAUGGCGUUCUGAUUGAUAGCAUGUGUGAGAUCGUUGAGAUCAAAGAGAUGGGGGGCGGGCGGAUUGAUUGA
Guillardia theta CCMP2712 is the source of this 1320-nucleotide messenger RNA. RefSeq lists its product as hypothetical. The transcript is spliced from 4 exons. The record is from RefSeq and is a predicted model, not a curated record. Lineage: Eukaryota; Cryptophyceae; Pyrenomonadales; Geminigeraceae. Bases 1 to 1320 code for a protein of 439 amino acids.